CCCGGUCCUCACAUCAAAAUCCCUUCGCAGCCAUGAACUCGACCGACGUAACAGAUCCGGAUCCCGAUCCCGACAGUAAUCAGCGAGGCCAGAAUCAAGUCCAGCCCGGUCCGUUUAAGUGCAAUGUCUGCCAACGGACAUAUGCCAGGAUAGAUCAUCUUGCACGCCACUUCCGUUCCCGUAAUGUGACUCUCGAGAGCCUCCGCUCCAGAAAAGAUUUGGUGCUAACCACAACAACGUUUAGAUACCUCCGAGAAACCAUAUCGAUGUGAGGCUUGUUUCAAAACUUUCAACAGGCCUGAUUUAUUAAAGAGACAUGCACAAGCUCACACCGACAACCGCCAGCACCGCAAAACAUGCCCGUCUCGCCCAGGACGUGUGUCGCAUGCAUGCAAGGCUUGCGCAGCUGCAAAGCUGAAAUGUAAAGAAGAGAAACCUUGCCAAAGAUGUGAAGCUAAGGGUGUCACUUGUGAGUAUAACGAGACAGACGCGACAGUUAAUGGAUCGUGGCAACUAUCUAGCAGCUCUCACGAUACCAUACAGCAAAAUAUUGGUAAUCCUUCGUCUGAGGAUACAUUUGCUACUCAGUCUGCGAAUGAACCAAGACAGCCUCAGGAGCAUGAUAUCAUGGAUUAUACUUCGGGCAGCAAUCUAGUUCUUGGUGAAUUGGCUUCGAGGGGAGGUGAACAUGUUAUAGAUCCAGCCCAGAGCCACAAUAGAGAUGACAUGUCUAUGUCAUUGCCAAUGGAAACCUCCCUAUCAUCAAACGCAUUGAUAGACUGUGACGAGAGCGAAUUCGCCGAUUUCUUACGAGAGGUCAUGAUGCCGACCACGUUAGAGCCAUUCAAUGGCCAACAACCCGUCUCUCAGGGAACCGACGCCCAGUCAAUGGCCCUCAGAGAUGUCUUAUCUUUCGGCUUGGAAUCUAAUCUCGAACUCAACGAUCAAGAUUACACCCUCAUGGACUUUUACCAAGGAAAGGCCGUCUACGAUACAGCCUAUGUCAAAGAGGUCAUCGACAUAUCAUCCUUGCAAUAUGAAAUGCCCACACCACAAUCAAACGCACCUACAGAAAAGGUCGCAGAGCGUCUUGCGCUAGGCAUUGAGGCUUUUCGCAAAUCACUCUGGUGCUGGACGCCCGUUCGCGCAGACACAGGAUUAGUUGAGCAAGAAAAUUUUACUCUACAUCCUUCCGAGAUGAGCAGUCCUGCAGCACAUUUCGCGGAAUCUAUGCACGUCAAUACUGAGAGUCUCAAUGCCGCGGGUCGCGACAAGAUCAUAUCUAUGGUGCUAAGUACAUGUUUGAGGUCAUCAUUCACAAAAGUCAUGUCUAGCUUCCCGUCUGUAGAGUUACUGGAUAACCUUCUGCAUUGCUUCCUCGCAUACCAUAUCAUGCAGUCAGAUACUUGGAUCCACUCACCGACGUUAAAGAUUGGGGGACAGAAUGCAGAGCUAUUAGGUAGCAUUGUUUCAGCGGGUGCCGCUCUUUCUACAUCUUUCACUAUUCGCAAGCUAGGAUUUGCAAUCCAUGAAGCUGUGAGGAGAUCACUUCCGGUAGUUUGCGAGGAGAAUAACUCCAUGACGCGUGACCUUGGCCUGUUGCAAGCCCUGGCCCUGAAUCUAGAUGUUGGGCUUUGGAGCGGUAAUAAACGAAAGAUGGAAUUGGCAGAAAGUCAUGCACUGACGGUCAUAACGAUGUGUCGACGAGCAGGUCGAUUUUUGAGAUCGAACUACGUGGCUAUUAUUCCCUUGGAGGGUGAUGAGGGUGAGGCUUUAGAGAAUAAGUGGAGGAGUUGGGCGCAGCAGGAAUCCUUUAAGCGACUCGUCUUUCACCUCUUUAUCCGUGAUGCCCAAACCUCAAUCUCGCUCAUGAAUCCCACCAUAAUCUCUUACGCCGAGCUCUCGCUCCCCUUACCGGAAUCCCGCAACCUCUUCCUCGCCCGCACAGCUGCCGAGUGGAAAUCAACCUACCUCACUCAAACUUCUUCCAUCAACUCCAACGAGCGCAUCCCAUCCUUACAACAAUGCCUCCAUGACAUAUCUCCUUUAAACAGCCCCUCUGUCAAGGCAGCCAUCGACUCUGCCCUAUCUCAUUCUAUCAUCGCUUACGGAAUCUGGGGCCUAAUCCUAGAAUACCGCCAACUAAACUCGGUUGCAAAGGCAUAUCCAUCAAUACGCCUCUCCUCGAGCUUUUUAGUGCUUGGACACCGCCACCAAGAACUACGCGAGCUAUUAGAGCCUUUCUCCGCCUCAUUGCCCGAGCCGGGGCCAGGGCGAAAAAAUCAAUCAAGCAUAGCACUCCAAUCCAAACUGUUAACGGAGCUCCUCAUCACCAAUCUAUACGUAUCCUUCGAUAGCCUACAAGUUUUCGCUGGCAGGGAAGGCGAAGAGGAAGCCCGACGCGUCUAUCCCUCUCUCCAACAAUGGGCUGCAAGCCGUGAAGCCCGAACCGCUGUGUUUCACGCCGGGCAGAUCGUCCGCUAUGCGAAGUUACUGAAUAAUAGAAGGGGUUUGCAAGGAGGAUUGCGAGAUUUCUUCGCCGUCGCGGUAUACCACUCUGCGCUCACAUUCUGGGCGUUUGGCGUCUUGAGUCUAAGGCCGAACGCCCAGCAUGACCAAAAUGAGUCUGAGCUACCACUCGUUGGAGGUGUAAAUAGCGUAGACGAGGCUGGUGAUAAUUCUGGGGAAGAGCUUGUCCGGUUAGAUGUGGAAGAGAGUUCAUUUACGAAAUCAUUCAUUGCGCUACAACGUGGGAUACCGUGUUUUUUGGUCUCUGAGGCUGAUGGGUGUACGUCAGAGGAAAUCGCCAUGUUGCGUGAGCCGGGGAGUGUCAUGAACGCCAUUGUUAAGAUCUUGAGGGGCGUGGUUGGUGGAGACGAAGCGCCGCCUCCACCACUAGUGGAGAAUUUAAGCCAGUUAAUAAGGGAGCUGGGGGCUGCGGCGAGAGGUGUAAUAGUUAAGUGA
Pseudogymnoascus verrucosus is the source of this 2964-nucleotide messenger RNA. RefSeq lists its product as uncharacterized. The record is from RefSeq and is a predicted model, not a curated record. Gene Ontology annotation, biological process: DNA-templated transcription. Gene Ontology annotation, molecular function: zinc ion binding; DNA binding. Lineage: Eukaryota; Fungi; Ascomycota; Leotiomycetes; Thelebolales; Thelebolaceae. The transcript has 4 exons. The coding region runs from base 628 to 2964 and encodes 778 amino acids.